AGUGUCAACGCGACGACAGUACUGCGCUGUGCUUUGCGCUUGCUUGUUUCACUCGUUUCAGCAUUUCAGUCAGCCCUGUGUUCUAUUGGAUUUGGUUAUCUUAUUGUUUUUUGGGUGAAAUGUGAAGAAAUAGAAUAAUUAGACACUAUUUGAUAAUUUCAUACGAUACGCUUUUAUAUAUGAGUGGCAUUCUAGAUAUACAGUUUCAUUUAAAUAUCUAAUCAUGAUAAUUCGUUGCGGGCUCAUGUUAUUGUUUUUGAGUUGUGUGAAGUCGAACAAGAUUGGUUUUCAUGAGAAUGAAGUGGUUGUGAGCAAUGACUUGGACAGAAUAUUUUCGUAUUCAUUUUGGCCUUCCUUACACAAUGGAGCCAAAAUGAUGAAAUUAAGAAAACGGCAAGUUCAGGAGCCAAAGGUUUUAAACGAGGCUGGUGACGUAAAGUCGAAUGAAAAUUCGACCUUACCUCUACCGGUUGCAGUCCAGUCCAAUAAUGAAACCAAUAAAAUAGACAACACAAGAUCAGAUACCUCCAAGCCUGCCCCAGGAAACAGCACUAUUGACAACAAGACUGUUAAAACUUCAAAGGCAUCACAGAAUACAACAGUUAUAAAUAAAACAGUUGACAUGCCAUUGGUGCCUGGGAAUGAAACUAUGCACAAUGAAACUGCGGCCAAAACAAUACCAGCUGAUAAAAACAAUCCUGGAGUACUGACUCGAGCUUUGAUCGUCUUUGGAGGGUUUGGAAUUAUGGCCGUGGCUUAUUUAAUAUUUUACAGGAGAAAGGGCAAGAAUAAUGACAUGAAUAGCACUCAUGGAAUAAAUGAUGCGAACCAGUUCCGAUAUGGUAUCCUUCAGUCGGACGACCGGAGAGAUAACUUGGAGCUGUCUCGAGUGCCGCUAACCAUGGAGUCGGAUGAGGAUGAAGAAGAUGACUUAGAGAUCUUUGACCUGGAACAGAAGAAAAAGUCACUUUCCUACGUGAACUUGCAAACUCACGAUGAGGACGUCGUGUUUCCGAACUCAUCAGAAAAUAACAUCGAAAAUGACAAAGACAAUCUAUUGUUAGACAUUGACGACGCAUCUUUAGAUAAUAUGUUGAAUUGGUCUAAUAAUGGUAACAAGUCCAUAUUAUAAUUUCUACAUAGUUAGGAGUUGAUGCAUUCGUAACCGCAUGGUCGCCAAUUGAGGGCCUGUAAAAUUUUAUACGCAUUUAAUUUUGUUUUUGUGGUUAUUCUACGAUUUCUAAAUGAUAGCUAUUACUGUUUUAAUCGAUGUUGGUAUUUUUUAUAUAUAAGUACAUUUAUUUUGCAUAAAUUUGUGAGUUAAAAUUUCCAGUUUAUUUUAAGCGCCAAAUAGGCUGCGUGAAUUCGCUGCGUUAAAAAUGAUAGAGCGAGAUAUUAAUGUGAGUGAAGAAGAUACAAAAUAAUACGAAACAAAGAGAAAAACCUGGUUAGUGUGAACGAAGGCGCGGGAGCAUGCGUGUUAGCAGUGUUCGCAGUGAGUCUACUUGGCGCUUUAAACCGACACUAUUUAGUUGUGUAAAAUGUAAGAAAAUCAUCUAAGAUCCACCAAUUCUGACUCAUAUUCACGUCUGGCACAUAUUAUAUUACAGAAACUGUCGGGCUCGAUGAAACAUAGCACGCGUGCCUUCAUGUAUUGCCGAGAACAUACAUUUGAAUUAAUAAUAGAACUAAUUGUGUACUAGUAACGCUGGUACUACAUUAAUGGCAGUUCGCCUUGGCGGUUUAGAUGUACAUAGCUAGAUUUUCCAUACAGUAUGAGCUUUUUUAUUAGAAAUUCGAAAACACCAAACCUAGGUGUCUAUUCUAUUAACGUAACAUCAUAGUCGUCUCUUAUUCGUGUUUCAAUAGAAAAGCUUUCAUGCUACUAUAAUGUAAACUAACAUUACUAUUGUAAUAAACAUUGAGACACGAUUAUUAAUAUCAGCGAAUUCGUUCUCAGAUAACACCCGUGUAAAAUCUGCUAACGUUAAACUAUUAACCGUAAGGUUGUUUUUCUAUAGUAGUUCUUAUUAACUCGAAAUAAGAACUAUUUUUAAGACCUGAUAAUGUCUCACUGUUAAUAGAAUUAACACAAUGUGGUAAAUUCAAUUGAGAAAAUUAUUUAUUUUUGCAUUUUGUCUCCUUACCAUCAUUCCUUAAGACACGAAUAUAGUAGGAGUCUUUUGACGCACAACAUAUCGCUGUUCCAUUGUCUCCAGUGAAAUAGCUCAUAUUCGAUCUCACUCGUGUAAAUUGUAAUGAAAAGGAAAGAAAGAUAUGUUGCGCAUCAUGUUUCCUAGUCUAGUGUAUUUGUGCCUUUACACUAUAGUUGACCUUUGCAUGUAAUAAACGCGCGAAUUUACCAAGCCUGUUCUAAUUAGGUACAUACUGCCAAAUAUUCUCUAAAAUGUUCUUAUUCGCUGUUCUAAAUACAUUUGCUUUUAGAGUAUUGGUCCAAUUGUUGUGUCCAUAUAGUCACGUUUGAAUGGUUCCAUUGAAUCUCAUACAGGUUAUUUUCGUUUCACUAGCAUAGUCCACCUAUGGUCAACUCUAUUAAUUUAUUUAUAUUCUGACGACUCUAUGGCCUAAUGGUCAAUAUGUUUGACAACAAAAUCUUGGUUCCGGUUUGGAUAUUUAUUUAUAAAACUACUUAUGAAACUAGUGAAAUUAAAAUAACCCUGUAGGUAGUACAUAAAUCAGAAUCACGUCCACUAAUAUUAUAGACCAAAAAAUAUAUUUUAUGUGCAUAUGCCGACGUCGUUAAAAUAAGUGCCAUUUUCAAAAAAAUCUCUUACAUUGAUUGCAUGACAUGACUUCUUAGGUUAAAAUUAUAUAUAGUCUGUCAAGAAAGUGAAGAAAUGAAACGAGGGCGCUCAUCUGUUGUCUGGCAACACUGGGUGUUUAUCAACCAAUCUUGACAGUUAUUGAAAUGUCAUCAAUAUUGAAAUGUCAUCAAUAUUGAAAUGUCAAAAAAUCCGUUUACUUUCUUGACGGACUCCAUAUAUUCAGCGUCGUUUAGCUUUACAAGACACCUUUCUUUAAAAAAAAUUAAAUAAUUAAUAUCUCCAUUUGUUCAGUUAAACUGAGACAUAUCAGUGAAAACAAAUAUAUUUAAUAAUAUAGACUUGUCAUUUUAUAUUUUCAUAUGUUUGUUACUUAUGUAAAUGUACUUAUUUUUUCGAUAAUAUUGUAUUGUUAACCUAAAUCGUAACUAAAACUACAGUCUGUCAAGAAAGUGAAGAAAUUAAUGGCGCUGUCUCCUGUUGGCUGGCAACACUAGUUGUUUAUGAAACAAUCUUGACCAUUCUAUUUGGUAUUGCAAUGGCAAAUAAUGUGUUUUCUUUACUUUCUUGACAGACUGUAACUUAAUAUUGCUUACGUUUUACUAUUAAUAUUUAAGUUUCUGCUUAGCCUCGAACAAUUAAAAUGCACUAAGUAUUUUAAGGAACUGUUUCUUUAAACUUUUAAAACAAGUGUAUUUUAAUGUGGGUUGUGUACGAACAGACUGGGUCGCGCGCUCAACUGGCAUAUGUAUGUAGUAUUGUGGGAACAUAUAAAAAAAAUUAUUCCUUGUGAUCGUAGACAAAGACUAUAAUUACAUUCUUAAAAAUUAUGAAAAAGAAAAAA
Messenger RNA from Plodia interpunctella (Indianmeal moth), 3627 nucleotides. RefSeq lists its product as uncharacterized. The record is from RefSeq and is a predicted model, not a curated record. The transcript is spliced from 3 exons. The coding region runs from base 224 to 1132 and encodes 302 amino acids. NCBI's taxonomy places the organism in Eukaryota, Metazoa, Arthropoda, Insecta, Lepidoptera, Pyralidae.